AUGGGACAAUCCAGCAGUCAUCGCAAUCAAGAAGAUCCUUUUGAUUAUGCCUCAUUAUCAUCAAACACUCAUCAACAACCUACAUCCACGACAACCACUCAACCCAUCAUUCACAAAGAAGAAUUACUUCACCACUUGCUGUUGAUGGGAAGUUCCAAUUCUGGAAAGACUCUUUUUGCUAAAAUGUCUAAUUUAAUAUUAGAAGGAUCCAUGACGAGUCGAUCCAUGAAAUAUCGAGAAGAAUUAUUAUCUUCCAUGUUUGCAUGGUUGUUGUUGAUCGUGUGUGUGAAAAAGAAAUUAUUUUCGGAAUUGGAAUUGCAACAACCCACUUCGGAGCAAUUGAUUGAUCUCUUACUCAAACCGAAAAAGAAGGACAUUUCAAAGAGUCUCCACCACCAUAACCAGAAUGAUGAAACACACCAUUCUGGAGAGACAAAUAAUGAAGAAUUGGAUGAUCGUUGUUUGUUACAAUUGGCCAUUGUCAAACCUGAAUUGUUGUGGAGUAAUGACAAGAUGAUGAAAGACGUUUAUUCUCUGUGGCAGAAUGAACCAAUUUUACACAACAUUUAUGCCAUAAUUUAUUUCAACAAAAUGUCACCAGAAUUGUUAUUUUUAUUUGGAAAUACACAAGUUGGAUCGGUCAUUUCUGGAAAUGUGUUAGAUAAAUUUGGACAUGUGAAUACAGUUCCAAAACAACCACAAUGGCAACACUUUGAGAAUUUUAAUUAUGUCAUUAAUCAUUGUGUGGAAAUUGCACAUUCAUUGAGACGAGCUCAAAAUGGUAUUCUCGAUCCAGAAAUUAAUUUCGAUAAAGAAUUCUUAUUGGCUUCGAACAUGACCAGAGGAUACUAUGAAUCUGAAAUUAAAUUGAAACUCUCAGACAAAAAGAAGACAGAAACUUCUUCCAUGAAAAAGAAAGAAACCAAAGAAAACAAAGAAGAACUCAUCUCCAUGAGUGAACAAUUCAGAAGUCUAUUCAUGAUUGACAGCGCAGGAGUGAGAUCCGACCGAAAGAAAUGGCGUAAAAUUCUACUUUCCAAAUUGUAUCCCGAUCUCCUUCAUGAAAACAAGAAGAAGGAAAACACAGAUCAGCCAAAGAAAAAGAAGAAAUCUGUUUCAACUCAAGAGAGUCCUACUAGUAGCAGUAGUAGUAAUAAUAAUGCAGUAUCUUCCUCCUCUUCAAAUCAAACACCUGCUGCAAUGCCUUCUCAACAAGUGUCCUCGUCGGCAUCCUCUUCUCUGGCAUGUUCAUCCUCAUUGGCAUCCUCCUCUCAAAACAGUUCAGAACCAAUUUCACACACCAUUUACUCACAACUCAAACCCAGUGGUGUUGCUAUUUUAUAUUUUGUAUCCUUGACAAGUUACAAUCAAUAUUCGGUGGAUGAUAUUUUAGGAUUAUAUGGAUCGACUAUUUCCAUCACUGUGGAUUCUAAAACUCCAGCAAGUCCUCUUCUCAAUAUUAAUAGUGACAAAAUUUUAACCGUUGAACGUCCCAUUGAGGUGAGCACUUGUAGUGAAGCAUCGGCUCCUGAAGAAGAUGAUGAAGAACAAAAACUUGUGAGUGUGUUAAAAUCUCCAAGAGGAACUGAAGUGAAUUUGAAACAUGUGGAUUUAUUAGAAAAGAAGAGAAUGAAAAAGAAGACAUUGAAACCACCCAAGUAUAAGCCAUUGAUUGAUUCUGCAUCAUCCUUGUUCUUAUCACGUCAUCAAAGUUUGAAACAUAAUGGAUUAUUGACUCUGAAAAAUCAAUUAAUUGAUUCAUUGGAAUUCUUUAACAAGACUGUGAACAUGCCAGAAGUCACCAAUGUGCCCAUUAUUUUAGUAUUCACGAAAAAGGAAUCUCUCAAGAGAAAAUUAGUGUUUUGUGACUUCUCAGAUAGUUUUUUCACAAGUUUACAAAAUCAAAGCUCAGAAAUGGUGCCAUUGGAUCCACUUCCAGAAGAAAUUCUUUUAAAGAAGCAAGUCAUGAUUGGAAAUCAAAAGAUUUCAUCAUUGGAAAAGACCAACAACAACAAGAUUACUAACCUUUCAUCAUCGAAUCCAAUCACCACUUCGCCACCAAUUGUUUCUUCUUCAUCAUUCAUCAUCUCCAACAAGAAUAUUGGUUCUGAUGUAUCACCAAGAUUAAUCAGUGAAUUGAAAACAUCCAAAUUGCUGUUGAAUCGAUUGAAAAAGGAAUACAAUGAUGAAGAUGAUGAUGAGGAUAGAAAUACACGUGUCGAGUCUCCAGUGAUUGAACAGUUAGUGUCAGAAACACCAUCUGAACAACCAUCCAUCACACACCAUUCCGAAAAUAAGGAACGAAAGAAUGAAACAACAUGUUGUUUAGAAUCUUCACUGCAAGAAUCUCCAAAUUUGAAUGAACCAAUCAAAACUCAACCACUUUCUGAAUGUUCUACCACUUUAGAAAGGCAAUCACUCACUCGAGAUCGUUUAUUGGAUGUUUCAUCGGUUGGAAUGGCAAUUGGUGAGAGAAGACAAUUGGACAAUCGAUGUGUGAGUGUGUCGAUUAAUUUAACAACUUUGGAACAACAAUUAGAACUUCAAAGAAGAGCCAUUCAAGAAUUGAUGAAUGACACUGAAACCAUGAAUGCCAUGACAGAGACAUGUCUCAAAUUUUCAGAUCCCUAUGAAAAGAAGGUUCCCUUAACAGAGGAUGAUUUGAAGGAACCAGAACAACCAAGGAUGGUUUCUGAGGAAUAUUCAAAUCUCGUGAUUGAUUACAUUGCAAAACAAUUCCUUAAUCAGGUGAAAAGUGAAGAAAAGAGAAAACAAAUUGAAAAACAAAUUAUCGUUCUUGAUAUUUUCAAUAGAGAUGAAAUGAAAAAAAUGCUCAAAGAGCUCAUCAACAAGACCUGUUAA
This is a messenger RNA of Naegleria fowleri, 2862 nucleotides long. RefSeq lists its product as uncharacterized. The transcript has a single exon. Lineage: Eukaryota; Heterolobosea; Eutetramitea; Acrasida; Naegleriidae. The record is from RefSeq and is a predicted model, not a curated record. Bases 1 to 2862 code for a protein of 953 amino acids.